AUGCAUCUGAUCUGGGAAAACACCAUUAAAAACCUUAUUCUGCUCUGGACGGGGGAGUUCAAAGGCAUUGACACUGGUUGCGAGUCAUACGAGCUUGGUUUAGAAGUCUGGGAAGCGAUUGGGAAGGCAACAGCUGCUUCAGGAGGGACUCUUCCUUCUGUGUACUGUGCUUGCCCACCAAAUCCAGUAACAGAACGGUCAGCAUGCACAGCUGACUCCUGGUCCUUUUGGACACAAUAUUUAGGUUCUGUCCUCCUCUGUCAAAAGUUCUCAAAAGCAAAGUACUACAAACACUUUGUGAAGCUUGUGAAGAUACUUCAUGUCUGUCUCCAAUUCAAGCAUUCAGCACAAGACGUCGAAGAUUUGCGAGUUGGAUUUGAAUCUUGGGUCAAAGAGUUUGAAGAAAUAUAUUACCAGAAUGAUCCUCAACACGCAGGAGUAUGUCCGAUAAUCAUCCAUGCCCUCCUCCAUAUUGCCGAUAGCAUUGAGGAGACAGGCCCCAUUUGGACAUCAUGGGCAUUUCCAAUGGAACGAUUUUGUGGUCAUCUUCAGCCCAUAAUCAAGAGCAAGCACCAUCCAGAUGCAUGCAUUGCACGAUACAUUGUUGAAGAGGCCCAGCUCACACAGGCAUCACUAAUUCAUAACAUGGCAGAAGAACUCUCAUUGCACAAGCCACUGAAUGGAAUGGUGGCAGGGCAGUUCACACACGAGUCCUAUCCUACCUGUGUGCUUCUCCUGCCACAACAAAAGGGGCCCGAUGCCAUAGAUGAUUCACUUUACAGCAAGAUCAUCAAGGCACUUGCAACACGGUUGGAUACUACUCCCACUGUCCUCAAACAGGUCGUUUUUCGCAAACAUAUGGACCAAUGGGGAAAAGUUCGUCGGCUAGAGGGAGGAGACACUAUGAUAUGUGCAAGGCUUGUUAACAAGCAGGUGGAUUCGCGUGAUGCGACUUUUGUUUGGUAUGAAUCUCUCAAACAAACAUUUUACGGUCAGCUCCAGUACUUGUUUGUCAUCAAUGUGCCUGCCAAUCCAACUAUUCACCUCGACGCACCCUUAAUAAUAUUCUUUGCUGCAUUACUUCCCUGUCUUCUGACUGCCUCAUCAGCUCACCUGGAUGUGCUCGACAUUCACUUCUACUCAGCAAUGGGAACAUCUUUGGAUAUCGUAGACAUUGUCUGCAUUCAAUGUUUGGUGGGACGGGUGCCACUCAAUGACAAUGGUCGAAGCUGGGCUAUAAUUGACCGCAGUGGUGAUCUUGCUCGUGCAGUAUUUGAAGACUAA
This is a messenger RNA of Suillus fuscotomentosus, 1284 nucleotides long. RefSeq lists its product as uncharacterized. The record is from RefSeq and is a predicted model, not a curated record. Lineage: Eukaryota; Fungi; Basidiomycota; Agaricomycetes; Boletales; Suillaceae. The transcript has 5 exons. Bases 1 to 1284 code for a protein of 427 amino acids.